This is a messenger RNA of Cheilinus undulatus (humphead wrasse), 6863 nucleotides long. RefSeq names its product SMG6 nonsense mediated mRNA decay factor (gene smg6). Gene Ontology annotation, biological process: nuclear-transcribed mRNA catabolic process, nonsense-mediated decay. The record is from RefSeq and is a predicted model, not a curated record. Gene Ontology annotation, cellular component: telomerase holoenzyme complex. Gene Ontology annotation, molecular function: telomerase RNA binding; protein binding; telomeric repeat DNA binding. The transcript has 19 exons. NCBI's taxonomy places the organism in Eukaryota, Metazoa, Chordata, Actinopteri, Labriformes, Labridae. The coding region runs from base 13 to 4998 and encodes 1661 amino acids.
GUGAAAGCAAAGAUGGCGAACGAACUGGACCGAGUGCGAAUCUCAGCUGCGGAACUCCGAGCUGAAGCGUCGACUUCAAACAAUUUAACCGACUGUCAAAAAGCGGAGCAUCAUGUGAAUAAGCAGCAUAAGAAACGUGAAGGGAAGCGCCCUGAUCUGCAGCGCUAUCAGCCAGUACCUGGACAUGGACGGCGCCGCUGUGAAAGUGAGGAGGGAGAAGCUGGUCACAGUGAACCUCUGACUGCUGAUUCAUGUGAGCAUGAUCAGCCCUCACAGUGUGAGAAAAAGAGCGUCUCUGAAAAAAUUAUUGAGAAGCAUAGGUGCACAUAUGAAGGAAUGGACACUGAAAAUUUGGAAGAAGACAGGACGAGAAGUGAUAGUAGUGGAAAUCAGGAUUGUAGAAGAGGUGGUCUGUCACAGGCUAAAACGGAAGCAAGUCAAAGAAAAGACUUUGUAGAAAAUGACAGUGAACAACAGGAGCCUGCAGGGCCUGCUAAGCCUACAAAGAAAGCCCGUAAACCAGACAGAGAAUUUUAUCAACCUGGUAGUCGGAGGAAUAUUCAGGGAAAGGACAAUGGAGUUGGAAGUGAGCAGGAUAAGCAUGCUUUUAAGAAGAAUGAACACAAAACUAAGCCAGAAUCCCAACUGAUUACAGUGGAAAGAGAGGGGAACAAUAAAACUUCUGUACAGAAGCCCAGGCAGAAAGAUGAAGGAGUCAGAGGGACCCAGGAAAACGUAAAGCAGUUAAAAUCUAGUGACUCCAACAGGAAGCAAGACAGUCGAGAUGUAAGCAAACCUCCGUUGCCUUCUGAAUCUUCGAUAGAGAAAAUUUCUCAUAAAUUAGAAAAGCUCAGUGUGAAAGAAAAGGAUAAAGUUGGAUGUGGAGGUAUUGAGAGCUCACUUUCUGGUGUUGGAAAAACAGCAGAUAAAAAUCCAAUAAGUCCAGGAAAGGGAACAAAAGAGGAGGAAGAUAAGGUUGAGAAGAAGAGGGAAAGGGGGAACCGCAGAAGAAGGGGGGGAGAAAAGGAAAAAGAGAGAAAUCAGGAUGCUAGUAGAGGAGACAUUGAAGUGAGUGUUGGAGGGAAGAGAGAUGGGAGGAAAGCUGAGAAAGAAAGAAACAGGAAAGCACCUGAAGGUGAUAAGGAUAAUAAACCAGGUAAACCAGGAGAGCCACUCCAAGGCAAAGGAAGAGAGAACCACAAGGAAAAUAGAAGAGGUGACAACAAUAACAACCGAUCCAGAGAUGCUGAAAAAGAUUCUAGGAUGCAAAGAAAUGUAGAAAAAGGGGACAGAAGCAAACUCAACGCAAACACCACAACAGCAGCUUCCAAACGCUAUUCCAAGUCAGAUAUCCGACGCUCACGAAAUCGAACUUACAGCAGCAGCUCAGCUAGCAGCGUGACUAGCCUGGAUGGCCCAGGAAGAGGAAUGGAUGUGGAGAGCACUAAGUGGUCACAUUUGGAGCCAAAAUUCAUCAACAAAGAGGGCAUGGCUCAUAGUGGAGAAGGGCGGAGGAGUCAUCUCCAAAGCUGGACAACCAAUGGGGAGUCUUCUACAGAAUCACUUGAAGGGAGUGAGAUGAGUGAUGUAGCAGAGGAAAGGAGAAGGAGAAGAAGAGGUAGAGAUGAUGAGCUGUGUUCAGAGAGGCAAAGAGAAGAAAGGAAUAGAUCAAGGGGAAACAAAGGUGGAUGUCGGGGAAUCCUAAGAGUGCCUCUAGAAAACCAGUCAGGUACCCCAACACGUGGUGGGGCUGCUCACCAUCGCUCCCAAGGUUCUGUUUCACGUGGCAGAGGGGGGGGUAUCCUUGUUCUCCCAACCAGAACAGACGUCUCUAAUCCCCCCGAGGUCGGUCAGAGGCUUCUUUUUGGUGGAAUAAGAGGUGGAGCAGCUGGCAGGAGUAGAGGAGGCAGAGGAGGAGGAGUGAGACGACUCUGGGAUCCAAAUAACCCUGACCAGAAACCAGCUCUUACUGGCACCCAGUCCUCACAACACUCAUCUCUCCAACAGCCUGUUUAUCUUCAGACAGGAUAUGGACAGCUUCACUUUUUAGACACAGACGAUGAGAUCACAGGGAGUCCUCCAGUUCCACAGGGGGAUAAUUUUCUAUCAAAGCAAGCCGCUGCCAUGGCAUACUACAAAUUCCAAAAAUCUGACAACCCCUACUUCUACCCCAUGUCCUCUGGCAACACACAGAACCCUGGCAAUACCACCAACCAGCAGUAUUCAUAUCCUUAUCAUAUGGGGCCAUUUCAAAUGGGUCCUAACAAUGGUGUGUACCCGGGCCCCGGUAUGGGUCAAUUCUGUGGUAGUUACAAAGGAGCAGCUUAUUCCCAGACUGCUGCAGGAGCUGGUUUGAGUUUAGAAGAGGCAGAACAACAAGCCCGAGGUGAGCUGGGGAGGAUGCUGAGGGCUGCAGAUGCCCAAGAGCUUCAGCUCAGUAACCUGCUGUCCAGGGACAGAGUGAGCGCUGACGGACUGGAUCGUAUGGGCCAGCUUAGAGCUGACCUUCUGGGCCUGUAUGAGCAGGUCAUCCUGACAGACAUUGAGUAUUCAGACUCUCAGAAUGUGGAUCAGGCUUUGUGGAAGAAUGUCUUUUACCAAGUCAUUGAGCGCUUCCGACAGUUACUCAAAGACCCCACUUAUGACAACGCUCCUCAUAUCAGGAACAUGCUGCUCACACUUCUUGAUGAGGGAGCUCUGUUUUUUGACGCUCUUCUUCAGAAGCUGCAGACAGCAUAUCGGUUCAAGUUGGAGGAAUAUAUGGAUGGUAUGGCGAUAAGGGCUCGGCCAUUACGCAAAACGGUCAAGUAUGCACUCAUCAGUGCUCAACGCUGCAUGAUAUGUCAGGGAGACAUAGCUCGCUACCGGGAACAAGCAAGUGACUCAGCUAACUAUGGCAAGGCUCGCAGCUGGUACCUGAAAGCCCAGCAGAUUGCCCCUAAAAAUGGACGACCAUAUAACCAGCUGGCCCUGCUGGCUGUCUAUACUAAGCGGAAGUUGGAUGCAGUUUAUUAUUACAUGCGCAGCUUGGCAGCUUCCAACCCCAUCCUGACAGCAAAAGAAAGCCUGAUGAGUCUGUUUGAGGAAGCUAAGCGAAAGGCUGAGCAGCUGGAGCAAAGGAGGAGACAGGAGCAUGAAGGAGGCUCCAGGGGUCCAGCAGUAAGAGGAAGGGGAAGAGGGGAAGAUGGAGCUCGUGUAGAGAUUUGGAUUCGCCCCAUUGGUCAAGGUUUAACCCCUUCUUCACAGAGAGGAGGUAGUGAAUCCAGCAGAGACUCUGAGCAGGAUGGAGAACUGGGCAAUCUCAGUGCUAGUGAUCUAAAUAAAAGGUUUAUCCUGAGUUUCCUGCAUGCACAUGGAAAGCUCUUCACUAAAGUGGGCAUGGAGUCCUUCCCUGAUGUAGCCGGCCGGGUUUUGCAGGAGUUCAGGAGACUACUUCAGCAUGGCCCAGCCCUGCUAGGCAGCACUCACAUGCUGCAGAUCAUAACUAUCAACAUGUUCACCAUACACAAUGCCAACAGUAGAGGUGAAGAUGGAGAAGUUCGGUCUGUUUUGCAAGAGCAAAGUACUGCCCUGGGUUUGGGCAUGUUUGCACUGCUUGUACAGCGCUGCACAGAACUGCUCAGAGAUACUCCUACAGAACCAGUAUCAAUGGCAGAUGGAGAAGAGGAAGGUAAAGGCGAGGAGCUUGAGGGUAUGGUGAGGGUUUCUGCUUUUCCAGUGGACUUGAGGGAACUGCUACCCAGCAUCAAAGUCUGGUCUGACUGGAUGCUGGGACACCCAGAUCUUUGGAACCCACCGCCAUCUAGUUUGGAAAACAGCCCUGAUGUUUGGCAGUGCCUGGCUGACUUGUGUAACGCGCUGGCAUGCGUGGACCAUGGGGAAGUGCCGCUGUACAAGGCUGACACGGACGAGAGCGAGGGAGACGAGGAGUUGAUGGUGCUGCAACUGAAAGAGGACAGACUUCUUGCUGGCUUUGUACCACUGCUGGCUGCACCACAGGAGCCCUGUUACACCGACAGACACACUGAAAUGGCAAUAGCAGCAGAUUGUAAGAGGGUCACAGUGCUCAAGUACUUUCUGGAGGCUUUGUGUGGACAGGAAGAGCCCCUGCUGGCCUUCAAGGGGGGAAAAUACAUCUCUGUGGCUUUAUCUCCAUCACCAAACAACUCAGUGGAUAUAAGGAGCAGGCAGGAUUCUCUCACUGAGAAAGAGGCUGAUGAUGUCAUAGUCGAGGCAGAGUCCUCUCUGUCUGCAUCAGAAGGAGACGAGGAUGCUGAGGAGGCAGGUGACAGCGAGAAUGACAUCAGGCAGCUAAAGGCUCGACGUCACAUCCUUGCCAACAAACUGGCACAGCAGCAGAAGCGCAGAGAUAAGAUACAGGCGGUGCUGCAAACCAGUGGACAACUGGAGCUAGAAGUGAGACCUCUCUUUUUGGUUCCUGAUACAAAUGGAUUUAUAGAUCACUGUGAGGGGCUGAAGAAACUCCUCCAUUGUGGAACAUACAUCAUAGUUGUGCCACUUAUCGUGAUUACAGAGUUGGAUGGUUUGGCUAAAGGCCAGGACAACUUCAGUGGAGUGGGGUCAGGAGGCCGCAACACUGGUAGUCGCAGCAACUACAACGUCAGUGCGAAUCAUGUCCAGGCAGUGCAGGAGAAGGCCCAGCUGGCAGUGGCUUUCCUGGAGAAAGGAUUUGAAGCCAGAGAGCCAAACCUUCGAGCCCUGACAAGCAGAGGAAAUCAGCUGGAGUCAAUCGCUUUUCGCAGUGAAGACACCACUGGACAGCAGGGUACCAAUGAUGAUGUGAUCCUGUCCUGCUGUCUCCACUACUGCAAAGACAAAGCUAAAGAUUUCAUGCCUCAUCAGAGAAAUGGGACUGUAAGGCUGCACAGAGAGGUGGUUCUCCUUACAGACGACCGCAAUCUGCGUGUCAAAGCUUUGACCCGCAACGUCCCUGUCCGAGACAUCCCGUCUUUCCUCAGCUGGGCCAAAGUGGGCUGAAUUCAGACUAAGCUGGAAUCAGAGGAACCCAUCUGCUGAAGCCUGCUUGCCACUCAGCCAGGGGAGAAGACACACUUUGGGAAGAAGAGGGGGAGAUAACAGGGGAGAGGAAACAAUGAAGAAAGCCAAGAACCAUCUCUUAAGGAAUAUUUAAGCAAGUGAAAAGAGAGCUAGGUGGUUUGAAUGAGCUCCCCACCCCCCCUUGAGAUGAGGUGUGUGUGUAUGUAUGUGUUAAGAUCAACGAGCUUCCCAAGAAAGAGACAGGGAGACUUGACAAGUCUCAGGAGGGCUGGAUGAGAAAGGAGCAAGGUAAUAAAGGAGUGAUUUGAUUUCUAAGUUGUCUGCCCAGCCUCUGCUCCUAGUUAGUGAGUGUAUUCUGCAAGCGGCAUUCAAAUUUGAGGCUAAUGAUAGAGCAAGGCAGAGAAAGGAAGAGUGUUUGUGGUCAUUUAAUUGAUAAAAGAGAGCAGUAAUGAGGCCACAAGUGGCACUUCCACUCUUCUCUAAAGGAACAGUCACAGAGGCUGCUUUGGCCUCUACAGUAGAGCUGAGAGAAGAAGAAGGAUUGAGUGGAGCACAGCUGGAGGAUCAGUUGGUAGUGUAAAAGGUGUCUGAAUGAAGUUAGGCUCAAUUAAAGGCUGUUUUGUAACAUCAGAACCUCUCAGGAAAGGUUUGUCGGUUUGAGAGCUCCUGCUAACCCAGGAUAUUCCUCCAGCUAAAUGCUAAAAUUCAGUUUGGGUAUUGAAAGAAAAUGCUCUUUAAAAGACACCAACAAAAAUAUUGGUUAUGUUUUAAUUUCUUGAUGCUUUUGCUUGUUUUUGGCUUUUGUGUGACACUUUUGUUUUCUUUGAGGUCAUUUUUUCCAUUUUUUUAAACCUCAUAAACAUCUGAAAGGUACUUCUCAAAACAUGUGGACCCCAGUUAUUUGAAUCAGGUCCCUUUUUUGUUUAAUUUUCCAUAUUUUUUGGCAUAAUAGAAUCAUAAUAUGGACAAUAACAAAAGCAUUCAAAAUCUGGUUGUGAGAAGUUUGCUGAAUGCUCAAGGUCUUUAAAUCAAAAUGAAUCACUUUUUUUUAUGUGAUGUUUCAACGAUAUUUCAAGCCAUAGCACAUUUUCUCGUGAUUGAAUCAAUAAAUAGCAGAUACCAUCUACUACUUUAGACUGCCACAUUGUUAGGAAACAUCAGUCCUUAGUGUUAUUCUGCAGAAACCUUAUUUUCAUAUUCUGUUAGUACCUAUUUCACUCCAUCUUUACACUGCCAUCAGUCUGCUACGGCUUUUCAAAUAAAAACACCUCAGCAGCUUACCUAUUCCUAAAUUGUUUCAAUCACCAACACCUGUUCUUGUCUGUAAAGUGACUCUUUCCUAAGGUCCCCUUUCACUCUUCAUUUAGUAAUGACAUACAUGAGGUCCACCAGCAUAAAUCACAGCCUUUAAAGCUGCAUUUAGUGUAAGCAUCAUUUCACUAGCACAUUUUAAUAUGAAACGCAGGCGUUUUGCGUGCACUGCUUUGCUUUUGAAACACUAACAAGAAAUUCUUGACUUGUUGCAAACCGAUGUGUAUGUGUUUAUUUGUGUCUGGAACUUAAAAUAGGUGUUCAUCACAAUUAAAUCAAUAGUGUCUAUAGGCGUAGCUUCCUUGCUUGCCACUCAUCUCAAAACUCCCACCAGCUGUUAAUGUAUCUGUAUUUGUGUGAACAGUCCGACAGGUUCUCUACAUUUGUUAAUCUCUGUGCAGAUGCUACUGUAGUGUUCAGUAAAACUGGUGCUGCUGCUUUAUUGUCAGAGCAAAUGUAGUAAAGAUGCUGUAUAAUCUGCUUAACACAACAUCCUUAUCUCACCUUUGUUCAAUAAAAAUGUUUUGAAGUCA